Messenger RNA from Arabidopsis thaliana (thale cress), 2661 nucleotides. RefSeq names its product Leucine-rich repeat protein kinase family protein. The transcript is spliced from 2 exons. NCBI's taxonomy places the organism in Eukaryota, Viridiplantae, Streptophyta, Magnoliopsida, Brassicales, Brassicaceae. The coding region runs from base 1 to 2661 and encodes 886 amino acids. Gene Ontology annotation, biological process: cell surface receptor protein serine/threonine kinase signaling pathway. The record is from RefSeq and is marked reviewed. Gene Ontology annotation, cellular component: membrane. Gene Ontology annotation, molecular function: protein kinase activity; protein serine kinase activity; protein serine/threonine kinase activity.
AUGAUCGCAAAAAACUUCCUCCUUUUGCUCUGUUUCAUUGCCUUGGUGAACGUUGAAUCGAGCCCUGAUGAGGCGGUCAUGAUAGCUCUGAGAGACUCCUUGAAGCUAUCUGGAAAUCCAAACUGGUCCGGGUCGGAUCCUUGUAAGUGGUCUAUGUUCAUAAAAUGCGACGCAAGCAAUCGGGUCACCGCGAUCCAAAUCGGGGACAGAGGAAUCUCAGGAAAGCUACCUCCUGAUCUCGGAAAGCUAACAUCUUUGACGAAGUUCGAGGUCAUGAGGAACCGUUUAACAGGACCAAUACCGAGUCUUGCUGGGUUGAAAUCGUUGGUAACUGUGUAUGCUAAUGACAAUGAUUUCACUUCUGUCCCUGAGGAUUUCUUCUCUGGUUUGAGUUCUCUUCAGCAUGUUUCUCUGGAUAACAAUCCUUUUGAUUCUUGGGUGAUACCUCCGAGUUUGGAAAACGCGACUUCCCUUGUAGAUUUCUCUGCUGUCAACUGCAAUCUUUCCGGGAAGAUCCCGGAUUAUCUCUUCGAGGGGAAAGAUUUCUCUAGUUUGACGACUCUGAAACUGUCUUAUAACUCGCUUGUAUGUGAAUUUCCCAUGAAUUUCUCCGACUCACGUGUUCAAGUUCUGAUGCUUAACGGGCAAAAGGGAAGGGAGAAGCUUCAUGGGUCAAUUUCGUUUCUGCAAAAGAUGACUUCUUUGACCAAUGUUACGCUGCAAGGGAACAGCUUCUCCGGUCCUUUACCAGACUUUUCUGGUUUAGUCUCGUUGAAAAGUUUCAAUGUUAGGGAGAAUCAGCUUUCGGGUCUCGUUCCCUCUUCUUUGUUUGAGCUGCAAUCUCUUUCUGAUGUUGCUUUAGGUAAUAACUUGCUUCAAGGACCAACUCCAAACUUCACGGCUCCUGACAUUAAGCCUGAUCUGAAUGGUCUCAAUAGUUUCUGCUUAGAUACUCCAGGUACUUCUUGUGAUCCCCGUGUCAACACGUUGCUUUCAAUCGUUGAAGCCUUUGGUUACCCGGUGAAUUUUGCGGAGAAAUGGAAAGGAAAUGAUCCUUGUAGUGGAUGGGUAGGGAUCACUUGUACUGGAACUGAUAUCACAGUUAUCAACUUCAAAAACUUGGGGCUCAACGGCACUAUAUCUCCACGAUUUGCUGAUUUUGCGUCUCUUCGUGUUAUUAAUCUCUCUCAGAAUAAUCUUAAUGGUACUAUUCCACAAGAGCUCGCUAAGUUGAGUAACUUGAAAACACUGGAUGUUUCGAAGAAUCGGUUGUGUGGUGAAGUACCUCGUUUUAACACAACUAUUGUUAACACGACUGGGAAUUUUGAGGACUGUCCUAAUGGCAAUGCUGGAAAGAAAGCAUCUAGUAAUGCUGGGAAAAUUGUUGGUUCUGUUAUUGGUAUUUUGUUAGCUUUGCUUCUUAUAGGGGUUGCUAUUUUCUUUUUGGUCAAGAAAAAGAUGCAAUAUCAUAAGAUGCAUCCUCAACAACAAUCUAGUGACCAAGAUGCGUUCAAGAUUACAAUUGAGAAUCUGUGUACUGGUGUUAGUGAAAGUGGAUUCAGUGGUAAUGACGCUCAUCUAGGAGAAGCUGGAAAUAUUGUGAUCUCAAUACAAGUUUUGAGGGAUGCUACAUAUAAUUUCGAUGAGAAGAAUAUACUUGGGAGAGGAGGAUUUGGAAUAGUUUACAAGGGAGAGUUGCAUGAUGGAACAAAGAUUGCGGUUAAGAGAAUGGAAUCUUCGAUUAUAAGUGGAAAGGGUUUAGAUGAGUUUAAAUCAGAGAUUGCUGUUCUUACUAGAGUUCGCCACCGAAAUCUAGUGGUUCUUCAUGGUUAUUGCUUAGAAGGCAAUGAGAGACUUCUUGUUUAUCAGUACAUGCCACAAGGGACAUUAAGUAGGCAUAUUUUCUAUUGGAAGGAAGAAGGGUUGAGGCCUCUCGAGUGGACUAGACGGUUGAUUAUUGCAUUGGAUGUGGCUAGAGGAGUUGAGUAUUUGCAUACUUUAGCACAUCAAAGUUUCAUACACAGAGAUCUUAAACCUUCUAAUAUUCUUCUUGGAGAUGACAUGCAUGCUAAAGUUGCUGAUUUUGGUUUAGUCCGGCUUGCACCAGAAGGUACACAAUCAAUUGAGACCAAGAUUGCUGGAACAUUUGGUUAUCUUGCACCAGAGUAUGCAGUGACCGGAAGAGUUACAACAAAGGUUGAUGUUUACAGCUUUGGAGUCAUCCUCAUGGAGCUACUAACGGGUCGAAAAGCUCUUGAUGUUGCACGAUCUGAGGAAGAAGUACAUCUUGCCACAUGGUUUAGGAGAAUGUUUAUCAACAAAGGCUCAUUCCCAAAGGCGAUAGACGAAGCAAUGGAGGUCAACGAAGAGACACUCAGAAGCAUCAACAUAGUAGCUGAGCUUGCCAAUCAAUGUAGCUCCAGGGAACCGCGAGAUAGACCCGACAUGAAUCACGUUGUCAACGUGUUGGUCUCACUUGUUGUACAAUGGAAACCCACAGAACGAAGCAGUGACUCGGAAGAUAUCUAUGGAAUUGAUUACGACACUCCUCUUCCUCAACUUAUUCUUGAUUCGUGUUUUUUUGGAGAUAAUACUCUGACGAGCAUACCUUCGCGACCUUCCGAGCUUGAAAGCACAUUCAAAUCAGGACAAGGGAGGUAA